UAUCUGGUGCGGGUGCAGCCCGCCUUUUCCUUCAUAAAUAAAUAAAUUAAUUUGCUUUGGUCUCAACCUCUCUCUGCCUCUCUUUCUUCCAUUUGCUUCAAAAUCAAAUUCAAAAUCUCUCUGCGAUUUUCUCCAAAGGGAUCAGCAAUUAGGGAAGAGAAAUGGGGCUGACAUUCACGAAGCUUUUUAGCCGGCUUUUUGCGAAGAAGGAGAUGCGGAUUUUGAUGGUGGGUCUCGAUGCAGCCGGUAAGACUACCAUCUUGUACAAGCUCAAGCUUGGAGAAAUUGUUACCACCAUUCCAACCAUCGGAUUUAAUGUGGAGACUGUGGAAUAUAAGAACAUCAGUUUCACUGUGUGGGAUGUUGGUGGUCAGGACAAGAUUCGUCCGUUGUGGAGGCAUUACUUCCAGAAUACACAGGGUCUCAUCUUCGUGGUUGACAGCAACGACAGAGACCGUGUUGUUGAGGCUAGGGAUGAAUUGCAUAGAAUGUUGAAUGAGGAUGAGCUGCGAGAUGCAGUAUUGCUUGUAUUUGCAAACAAGCAGGAUCUUCCAAACGCAAUGAAUGCUGCUGAAAUAACUGAUAAGCUUGGUCUUAAUUCCCUUCGACAGCGUCACUGGUACAUCCAGAGCACCUGUGCAACAUCUGGUGAAGGGCUCUAUGAGGGUCUGGAUUGGCUUUCAAACAACAUAGCUAACAAGGCCUGAAGCCAUUAAGAAGUGGUAUUUGCAGUAUCAAAAAUUCUGGAUGCAGGGGUGAACAUUAUCUAGUCUUAUUUUCUUCAAUUAUUAUUAUGCCCUCAUUUUUCGACUGUGACAGCUGGAUUGUUGUUAUGCGUUUCUAUUUUUGGAGAUGACCAUAUUAGUUUGGAGUUUGGACCUUGUGGUUAUAUAUUGCAAACUAAAAAUUGGUUUGAUUGGAUGUAUAACUCUUUCUGUAACCAAAACUUAUUUGCAAUUGCAUGAAUUGCAUUUCUAUGAAACCCGGGAUUUGGGAAUCUUCUGUUGCA
Molecule: messenger RNA, 1009 nt
Organism: Gossypium raimondii (Peruvian cotton)
Lineage: Eukaryota; Viridiplantae; Streptophyta; Magnoliopsida; Malvales; Malvaceae
Product: ADP-ribosylation factor 2
Exons: 7
Coding region: 162-707 (181 amino acids)
Biological process (GO): vesicle-mediated transport; intracellular protein transport
Cellular component (GO): cytoplasm
Molecular function (GO): GTP binding; GTPase activity
Source: RefSeq, a predicted model, not a curated record